AUGGGUCUUCUCCCAUUACUUGAUGCAUCCGAUGUACUAGUCCUACAUUGUCCAUUAUGUUAUUUCCACACACAUUGGUUAAAUCAUCUAGAAAUUCACUUCAAUCACGAGCAUUCAAAUGAAAAUGUGGAUUUUAUGUUAUAUCAAUGCUCCAAGUGUCGAAAAAUUGCUUCAUGUAAAACAUUCCUCUAUGAACAUAUUGAUAUUUGUCACAAAAGAUCUGGUAAGUCUACCAUCCAAUCGUCUAGAACUCAGUCACCAAAUAAUACACUAUCAGAUCAUGAAAGUUUUAAUAUUCAACAGCAAAAUUCACAAACCAUUGAACAGUGUAACAAUAACCAUAAUGCAUCAAUAGAUAUUAUUGGUCCUAAUGGGAUUAUUAAUAAUAAUAGUUGUUUAACUACUAAUCCGAGUCAUGAUGAAAAACAAAUUACCGAGGAUAUUAACAGUGAUGAAAGUGAGACCGUCAAUAAAAGUGAUGUUAGUGAUAAUAAUAAUGAUGAUAAUAAUAUUAAUAAUGCUAACAAGAGUGACACUGAUGAGUUUACUAACCACAAUACUCCUAUUAUUAGUGAUAGUAAUGAAAAUAAUGAGAAAGAAGAACCAGUCCCUAAUGAUACUAAAAAUCAAUCUCCAUAUAUUAAAAUUUUAUUUGUAGGCCAGUUAUGUGGUAGUAAUUCAGCAUUGUCACCAUCAACCCUAUCCACGACUGGUACAAUAUCAGCAAGUACCAUCACCCCUACCGCUGCCACAACAACACUUCUACCAUCAACAUCUUUAUGUGAAACAUUUACAAAAUCCAAACAUAAUUCAUUACAUCACUCACAAAAAUUGCAUAAUUAUCACUAUUUGAGUUCAAUUAAACAUCAAUGUUUAUUUUGUGAUUACACUAGUUCGGAUUCUACUAAAUUAGCUGAACAUUAUGUACAACAUGGAAUAAGACAGUUACAAUUACCAAAUACCGUGCAUAAAUUUAAAAAAUUACAUAGGAUUCAAGCAAAAUCUGAUGAUAAUAAUAAUAAUAAUAUAUCAACGAAUCCUUUAACAGUUAUGGACGAAUUGACUAAAUUUGCAACAAAUGAACAUGAUGGAUGUUGUCUACCAACUGCUUUACUAACACCUGUUAUAACACCACCAAAUUCAUUGAAUAAAAAAUCAAUAAUCUUUGGCAAUAACUGUUCAUCCCAUGAUGAUAGUGAGAAUUUUGAGGAUGAUGAAAAUGAAGGAAAAAAAGACGAAGAGAAAAAGGACAUAUGCCUAGAAUCUUCGUGUUGUUCAUCUUUAUACUGUACAUCUAGUCCUCCUCCACAGCUUGAAAUCAAUCCUUCCACUUCAAUGAAUAUGAUAAAAACAACAGCAACUACAUCCACUACUAUUUGUAAACAUGAAUACGAUAAUAAACCGCAUCGUGUAAUACGUCGAAGUCGUAAACGUCAUUCUAGUUGUGAAUUAUCACUGUUAAAUGCAGAGCAUAAACGUUGUCAUUAUGAAGAUGAUUCAAUUGACAAAUGGAAUUAUUCCUAUCCAUAUGUCAAUUCAAAUUGUUCGCCAUGUUACAAAAAUCAUCUUGUGAAUAGUCAACAAGUUAUGGUAUCUUCUUCAUCAUUAUCUCAUUCUUCUUGUAUUCCUAUGCUAAAUAGUAAUACUAAUACUACUCUCACUGCACCUAGUAACAGUAAGUCAGUAAAGUUAUCGAAUUUCUAUCGUGACUGUCAGCAUCAACAGACACAGAAAUCUAUUAAUUCUGAAGUUGAUAAUGAUUCGGCUUGUCAUCUGGUACGACUACUACAAUUAAUGACAAUCCACAAAUCUAUUCACCAUUGUCCAAUACACCGUUACCAAUGA
Schistosoma mattheei is the source of this 1845-nucleotide messenger RNA. Lineage: Eukaryota; Metazoa; Platyhelminthes; Trematoda; Strigeidida; Schistosomatidae. The record is from the annotation of a GenBank genome assembly.